AUGGAUCACUCCGAUCUCAUUGCCGAGCUCCCGGAGAUCGAGCGGAUGACGGCGCAGGAGAGAAUCGCCCUCGCCAGGUAGACCUUUGAAUUACUGUACUCUCCAAGCCCUUCCUUCUUCAGAGAUCGACGACGACAACAGCUUCGACGGAACGACGAACGGGAAAGAGCCCUUCCGCCGCCACGCCCUCGCCGUCAACGACUACACUUCUCUCCGGAAGUGGAGUUGCUCGAGGCGACAUGCCGAGCUGAUUACGCCGAAGUCGAACGGUUACUAAACGAGAACGCGAAUCCGAACCUUCACAACGACGACGGACUGACGCCCCUCCACCAGUGUGCCAUCGACGACAAUCAGCAGAUCAUGCUGCUUCUGCUCGAACGAGGAGCAAAUGUGAACGCGCAGGACACGGAACAGUGGACGCCUUUGCAUGCGGCCGCCUGCUGCGCUCACAUCAACAUUGUAAAGAUUCUCAUUGCAAAGUGAGUUUAUUAGACAUUUUAUCUGGAUUUUAUCUGGAGCCAGUGGAUCAUUUCAGUAAAGCCAAUCUUCUUGCCGUGAACGCGGAGGGAAACAUGCCGUACGACAUCUGUGACCACGAAGAGACGCUCGAUGUGAUCGAGAGUGAAAUGGCCGCCAGAGGUAUUACUCAGGCGUACAUUGACGAAAUGCGAGGAGCUCCGGAGAAGGCGAUGCUGGACGACAUGAAGGCGUUGCAUCAGCAUGGGAAGGAACUCGACGUGCGGGCUCCAGAUGGAUCCACCUUUCUUCAUGUGGCAUCUGCCAAUGGGUAUUACGACGUGGCCGCUUUCCUGCUCACCUGCUCCGUCUCUCCGCUCAUCCGUGACAAUGACUUCUGGCAGCCUGUUCAUGCAGCCGCUUGCUGGGCCCAAGCAGAUCUCAUCGAAUUGCUGUGCCAGUACGGAGGCGACAUUCACGCGAAGACGAAAAACGGAGAGACGCCGUUGGAUCUGUGCGAAGAUCAGAUGACGAAAGGCGUCAUCACGACGUUGGUGCAAACAGAAGCGAGACGACGACGACUCGCGUUCGGAGUUCGCGACUCGCGACGUCAAAGCAAGAAGAGGAAGAAGUUCGAGUCGCCGCAGCAAGGAGCCACCACUGGAGACAAUCCGUUCUCUGCUCGCGGAGCCAUUCGUCGACAGUCUCUGCGUGAUCGCAGUGGACUCACACCGGCCAGAAUCGAGGCGCAGAAGGAGGGAGCCGACAUUCUGCGGACGUGGUCGAAGGAAGACGUUUCGGCCGAUGUGCACUCCUCGCAGACCGGAUCACUUCAGCACCAGAGAGAAUCUCCGAGCAAGCGAGUGCUCAAGGUAACAGUGGGAAGUGGGGCCCAUCUUUCAGCCAUUCGAUUAGUUUCAGAGUUCGCAGCACAAGCAGGCUAAGCCAAUGUCGCCAGACGAGUGGCUUAGGAAGUUGGAGACGAACGGAACGGCAGACGACGAUCUGGAUUCGACACCAAAACGGGCGGGAAGUACGAGGAGGCGACAGAAAAAGGGUGAGUUGAAUGAGACAUCUGUGAGGAGUUCAAUCUAUUCAUCUUUUGUUUUCAGUUCCGGGAGACAUGUCCGACUCUCGAAACGGCGACCCACGAAGGCAGAAAUCUACGUGCUGCUGCGUGAUAUGCUGA
This is a messenger RNA of Caenorhabditis sp. 36 PRJEB53466, 1645 nucleotides long. The record is from the annotation of a GenBank genome assembly. NCBI's taxonomy places the organism in Eukaryota, Metazoa, Nematoda, Chromadorea, Rhabditida, Rhabditidae.